Messenger RNA from Thermochaetoides thermophila DSM 1495, 342 nucleotides. RefSeq lists its product as uncharacterized. The record is from RefSeq and is a predicted model, not a curated record. Bases 1 to 342 code for a protein of 113 amino acids. The transcript has a single exon. NCBI's taxonomy places the organism in Eukaryota, Fungi, Ascomycota, Sordariomycetes, Sordariales, Chaetomiaceae.
AUGAAAAACAACGACACCCUCGCCCUCAUAAUCAUCGCCUACAUCGUCUUCACAAUUCUCAUCUUCGUCGCCGUCUUCCAUUUUGCACGAUCUUUCUUCGGCGCGACAGUUGCCAAGAGCUCCUCAUCAUCUUCAUCAGGAUCUUCCUCCAGCUCAAGCUCAUCAUCAGGCAGCAGCUCUAGUGACAGCAGCUUUAGCCACUCUGAGCCGGAGUUCGUAACUCAGCCGAUAUCCGAAUCUCGCAUCUCGGGGCUUCAGGCUGCCACGAACAUGUUCCCUCCUGCACCGCCAGGGGCGUUUGCGCCGGUCCCCGCACCGCAGGUGCAGCAGCAACGACGAUGA